AUGUCCACGCGCGCGGAGCGCGAAAAGCUCGCGCUUUUGGAGGAAAAAAGGUUGGAAAAAGAGGAAAAGAAACGAUUGUUGCAAGAGAAAAGGGCGUUGCGAGAUGCGAAGAAAGCGGAGAAGAUGGAAACGUCGACGAUGAAUUCUUCGCACGUCGGGGAGUCGGUGGAGAACGCGGACGAGGAAGGUGAAAGUGGUGUUAAUGGAGGAAGUCGCGAGGGAGGAGACGACGACGAGGACGAGGAAGAGAUUUUGAGCAAAGAGGAGUUGACGAAAGAAGGAGUUUUUGUCUCCGAGGAAAGUUUGUUUAUUCAGUGGUCGAAAGAGGAAGAGCUGCGUUUGGUGGAGACAUUUUUCGAAACGGACGAGGAGGAAUUUGAAACCGCAAAAGCAAGAUGGGAAGCGAUCUCGUCGAAUAUGCACUCGUCGUCGCAGUACACCGCGUUACAGUGCGUGGAAAAGUACCGAGAAUUGUGUUUGCGGAUAAAAAAAGGGAGAGCGCUGCACUUGUUGCGACAGGCGAAAAGAAGAGCGGCGAGAAACGUCGUCAAGAGAGGGCAGGCGAAAAACCGUUCGCACUUGCAACAGAAGCGUGAGUUGGAAGAGAAAGCGAGGAUUAAAAAGAAAGAGAAAGAAGAGCAGUUGAAGAGAGAACGGAUUGCCGCGAAUGGAGGAAGACUGUCGGCGGAGGACUUGGGUUUUUUCAUUCGAUCCGGGCCAGACGCGAAGAGGAGAGUCAACGCGAACAUGGACAUUUGCAUAACGAACGUGCAACUGUACGGCGGGACGCAAGAAUUAAUUUCCGACGGAACUUUGAAGCUCGUCAACGGGACUAAGUAUGGUUUGGUUGGUAGAAACGGUGCGGGGAAAUCAACCUUAUUGCGAGCGAUUUCGGAAGGAACGAUUCCUGUUCCAAGUCAUUUACACGUGAUUCACGUGGAGCAGGAGGCGAGUCCAGACGCGCGGUCGGCGUUGCAAACGGUGUUAGAUACGGAUAAAGAGAGGACGUAUUUGUUGAGUCUAGAGCAGAAAAUGUUAGACGAGGAGUUGGAUACAGUGGAUGGUAUCGAUUUGAACGAGGUGUACGAACGUUUAGAUGAGAUUUCAUCCGACGACGCCGAGGCGAGAGCCGGAGGGAUUCUCGGUGGUUUAGGUUUUGACGCCGCUGAACAACAAAAAGCGACGCAGGACUUUUCCGGCGGUUGGCGGAUGAGAAUUGCCUUAGCGGCGGCUUUGUUUAUGAAACCAGAUUUACUGUUGCUGGACGAACCGACGAACCACUUGGACGUGCACGCGUUGACGUGGUUGGAGGAGUUUUUACGACGGUGGGAGAAAACCGUCGUCAUCGUCUCGCACGAUCGAGGGUUUUUGAACGAAUGCACGACGGCGACGGCAUUUUUGAAUAAAAAAAAGUUACGCUAUUACGGUGGAAGCUACGACACGUUCUUGAAAGUGAGAGCGGAUAACCGAGCGAACGAGGAGUCGACGGCAAAGACGCAGGCGAGUCGCGCGAGUCAUUUGAAAAAAUUUAUCCAGCGCUUUGGUCAAGGGCACGCGAAGAUGGUCAAACAAGCGCAGUGUAGAAUGAAAAUGUUGGCGAGAUUACAAGAGGAAAGAGUAGAAGUCGAUACCGACGAUCCUUACUUGCGCAUUAACUUUCCAUCUGCGAGUCCUUUACCGCCACCGUUGGUUUCUGUCAUGGGCGUAUCAUUUGGCUACGAGGGUUACGACACAUUGUACGAAAACCUCGAUUUCGGUCUCGAUAUGGAUUCUCGAGUUGCCAUCGUCGGUCCGAACGGGGCCGGUAAGAGUACGUUUUUGAAGCUCGUCGAAGGCGAUAUCUUACCCACAAAAGGGUGGAUCAAUAGAAACACGCGCUUGCGCUUGGCGAGGUUUUCUCAGCAUCACUUAGAAACCAUGGACGCGGAAAACGACAGCGUCAACCACAUGAAACGUUUGGACGACGAAAUGCCUCUGGAAGAAGCGCGCGCGUAUCUCGGCAGAUUUGGUUUAUCCGGUGAAUUGGCGACGAAACCGAUCAAGUUCUUAUCCGGCGGUCAAAAGUCUCGAUUAGCGUUUGCCGAAUUAGCGUGGAAGCAACCUCACAUUUUGCUUUUAGACGAACCGACAAAUCACUUGGAUUUAGAAACGAUCGAAUCGCUCGCCAUGGCUUUAAACAAUUUCGAAGGUGGCGUCGUGCUCGUAUCGCACGACGAACGUUUGAUUUCCUUAGUAGUCGACGAGAUUUGGUGCGUGACAAAAGGUGACAUGAAGUGUAACCCACCAAAACCUGGGCACGUGAAAGUCUUCAACGGGAGCUUUGAGGAGUAUAAGGCAAAGUUGCGCACAGAGUUUGACGGCGGAAGUAUUUUGACCGCGAAGAGGAAAGCGGAAGCGAAGGAGAAGAAGAAUAAAGGCGAGCAGAUAAAAGAAGAAAAAAAAGAGGUGAAGAAACCGGUUGGCACGCUCGUGAAAGAUACCACGUUUUUGAGGGACUCUACGACGAACAACGCCUCAAAUCCUGCGACGAGUAGCGGGGAAGCGAGGAAACCAGUAGCCUCUUCCACGGGCGGGUACGUUCCGCCGCACUUGCGAAACAAAGAAGAUCAAGAGAAGAUUGAUUCCGCGUUUGACGAUUAA
This is a messenger RNA of Bathycoccus prasinos, 2640 nucleotides long. RefSeq lists its product with no specific name. Bases 1 to 2640 code for a protein of 879 amino acids. Gene Ontology annotation, molecular function: ATP binding; ATP hydrolysis activity. NCBI's taxonomy places the organism in Eukaryota, Viridiplantae, Chlorophyta, Mamiellophyceae, Mamiellales, Bathycoccaceae. The record is from RefSeq and is a predicted model, not a curated record. The transcript has a single exon.